Molecule: messenger RNA, 4118 nt
Organism: Prinia subflava (tawny-flanked prinia)
Lineage: Eukaryota; Metazoa; Chordata; Aves; Passeriformes; Cisticolidae
Gene: NAT10
Product: N-acetyltransferase 10
Exons: 28
Coding region: 772-3831 (1019 amino acids)
Biological process (GO): rRNA acetylation involved in maturation of SSU-rRNA
Cellular component (GO): nucleolus; 90S preribosome
Molecular function (GO): ATP binding; tRNA binding; 18S rRNA cytidine N-acetyltransferase activity
Source: RefSeq, a predicted model, not a curated record
UAGAUAGAUGGAUAGAUGGACAGAUAGAUAGAUUGAUAGAAUAAAUGACAGCUGUGGGAGGUAAGGGCUCCUCUGUGUCGCAGGGAUUUUUGGAGCCGCCUGGGCACAGCGCUCCCUUCCCCUGUGGAAAGCUGCUUCCAGUUACUCCGCUUGAGAGCUCGGGCUCCAGAGAAACGCGUAUUUACAGAGAAAUGUGAAUUUAGAAAUAAACCGGGCCACGCGGGGCGCAGGCGGCCGCCGGGGCAGCCCCGCCCGGGGUCCUCCCAGGCCGCGCGGCGCUCGCGCCCGGCCUCACGUGGCUCCCACUCGGUGCGGCGGGGCCGGGGCGGCAGCGGGGCCGCGGCGGGAGCUCCGGGAACCGCCGGGGAGAAGGGCCGGGAGCCGCCGGAGGAGCUCCGGGAACCGCCGGGGAGAAGGGCCGGGAACCGCCGGGAAGGAGCUCCGGGAACCGCCGGGGAGAAGGGCCGGGAACCGCGGGAGGAGCUCCGGGAACCGCCGGGGAGAAGGGCCGGGAACCGCCGGGGAGAAGCUCCGGGAACCGCCGGGGAGGGUCUGGGAGCCGCCGGGGAGAAGCUCCAGGAGCCGCCGGAGAAGCCCCGGGAGCCGCCGGAGGAGAAGCUCCGGGAGCCGCCGGAGAGAAGCUCCGGGAGCCGCCGGAGAGAAGCUCCGGGAGCCGCCGGAGAGAAGCUCCGGGAACCGCCGGGGAGAAGCUCCGGGAGCCGCCGGGGAGAAGCUCCGGGAGGCGCCGGAGGAGCUCCGGGAGCCGCAGCCAUGCAGCGCCGCAAGGUGGACAAUCGCAUCCGCGUCCUGAUCGAGAACGGCGUGGCGGAGCGGCAGCGGAGCCUGUUCGUGGUGGUGGGAGACCGCGGCAAGGACCAGGUCGUCAUCCUCCACCACAUGCUGUCCAAGGCCACGGUGAGGGCCAGGCCCUCGGUGCUGUGGUGCUACAAGAAGGAGCUGGGCUUCAGCAGCCACCGGAAGAAGAGGAUGAGGCAGCUGCAGAAGAAGAUCAAGAGCGGGACCCUGAGCAUCAAGGACGACGAUCCCUUCGAGCUGUUCAUCGCGGCCACCAACAUCCGCUACUGCUACUACAACGAGACCCACAAGAUCCUGGGGAACACCUUUGGCAUGUGUGUCCUGCAGGACUUUGAAGCCUUGACCCCAAACCUGCUGGCCAGAACCGUGGAGACGGUGGAAGGAGGCGGAAUCGUGGUGAUUCUGCUGAGAACCAUGAACUCCCUGAAGCAGCUCUACACGAUGACCAUGGACGUUCACUCCCGGUACAGGACAGAGGCGCAUCAGGACGUGGUGGGGAGGUUCAAUGAGAGGUUCAUUCUGUCCCUGGCCUCGUGCAAGAUGUGCCUGGUGAUCGAUGACCAGCUGAACAUCCUGCCCAUCUCCAGCCACGCCGCCAGCAUCGCCCCUGUGCCCCCUCAGUCCCAGGAGGAGAGCCUGCGGCCCCAGGACGUGGAGCUGAGGGAGCUGAAGGAGAGCCUGCAGGACACGCAGCCCGUGGGGGUGCUGGUGGAUGGCUGCAAAACCCUGGAUCAGGCCAAAGCGGUUCUGAAGUUCAUUGAAGCCAUCUCAGAGAAGACCCUGAGGAGCACCGUGGCGCUGACAGCAGCCAGGGGCCGAGGGAAAUCCGCUGCUCUGGGGCUGGCCAUCGCUGGAGCUGUGGCUUUUGGUUACUCCAAUAUCUUUGUCACAUCUCCCAGCCCUGACAACCUCCACACCCUCUUUGAGUUCAUAUUCAAAGGCUUUGAUGCACUGCAGUAUCAGGAACACCUGGACUAUGAGAUUGUCCAGUCCUUGAAUCCAGAGUUCAACAAGGCAGUGGUCAGGGUGAACGUGUUCAAGGAGCACAGGCAGACCAUCCAGUACAUCCACCCCGCUGACGCUGUCAAGCUGGGCCAGGCCGAGCUGGUGGUGAUCGACGAGGCCGCCGCCAUCCCCCUGCCCCUGGUGAAGAACCUGCUGGGCCCCUACCUGGUGUUCAUGGCCUCCACCAUCAACGGGUACGAGGGCACGGGCCGCUCGCUGUCCCUGAAGCUGAUCCAGCAGCUGCGCCAGCAGAGCGCCCAGAGCCAGGUGACCCUGACAGCAGAGAACAAAGCCACGGCCACUGCCAAGCUCACCUCAGCCCGCACGUUGCACGAGGUGUCGCUGCACGAGUCCAUCAGGUACGCGCCCGGCGACGCCGUGGAGAGGUGGCUGAAUGACCUGCUGUGCUUGGACUGCCUCAACAUCACCAGGAUCAUCUCGGGCUGCCCUCUGCCAGACUCCUGUGACCUGUACUAUGUAAAUAGGGACACACUCUUUUGUUACCACAGAGCAUCAGAAGUUUUCCUGCAGAGGCUCAUGGCCCUCUAUGUGGCUUCACACUACAAGAACUCUCCCAAUGACCUCCAGAUGCUCUCUGAUGCCCCUGCCCAUCACCUCUUCUGCCUCCUGCCGCCCGUUCCGCCCACCCAGAACUCGUUACCAGAGGUCCUGGCUGUGGUUCAGGUGUGCCUGGAGGGGGAGAUCUCCCGCCAGUCCAUCAUGAGCAGCCUGUCCCGGGGAAGGAAAGCCUCUGGGGACCUCAUUCCCUGGACCGUCUCGGAGCAGUUCCAGGAUCCCGAUUUCGGGGGCCUCUCGGGCGGGCGCGUCGUUCGCAUCGCGGUUCACCCGGACUACCAGGGGAUGGGCUACGGCAGCAGAGCUCUGGCUUUGCUGCAGAUGUACUACGAAGGCAAAUUCCCAUGUCUGGAAGAAGAAACAGUUCAAAAGCCAAAAGAAAUCACAACUGUGAGCAGCGAGACUGUUGGUCUAUUGGAAGAGGUGGUGACACCUCGGAAGGAUUUGCCUCCCCUGCUGCUCAAACUGAGUGAGAGGCGAGCUGAGCACCUGGACUAUCUCGGGGUGUCCUAUGGCCUGACACCCAGACUGCUCAAGUUUUGGAAGCGUGCAGGAUUUGUGCCAGUCUAUCUGAGGCAGACCCCUAAUGACCUGACAGGGGAGCACUCCUGCAUCAUGCUGAAGAUGCUCAACGAAGAGGACUCUGAGCAGGAGCCCUGGCUCACUGCCUUCUGGAAAGAUUUCAGGAGGCGCUUCCUUGCCCUGCUCUCCUACCAGUUCAGCUCCUUCUCUCCCUCCUUGGCCCUGAACAUCCUGCAGAACAAGAACAUCAAGCAGCAGCCCCAAGCACCCCUGAGCCGCGCCGAGCUGGAGGCAGCCUUCAUCCCCUACGACCUGAAGAGGCUGGAGAUGUACUCCCGCAACAUGGUGGACUACCACCUCAUCAUGGACAUGGUGCCCACCAUGGCCAGGAUGUUCUUCCUGGGCCACAUGGGAGACAUCUCCCUCUCUGCUGCUCAGUCGGCGCUUUUCCUGGGGAUUGGCCUGCAGCACAAAUCCCUGGAGCAGCUGGAGAAGGAGCUGGAGCUGCCCAGCAGUCAGCUGAUGGGGCUCUUCAACAGGAUCGUCCGCAAAGUGGUGCAGCUGUUCAACACAGUCCAGGAAAAAGCUGUGGAGGAGCAGAUGGCAGCAACCAAGGAUGUUGUGAUGGAGCCAACGCUGAAAUCUUUAAACGACGAUUUGGAGGAGGCUGCGAAGGAAUUCCAGGAAAAGCACAAGCAAGAAGUGCUGAAACUGAAGGAAAUGGACCUGACACAGUACAUCAUCCGGGGGGAUGACGAGGAGUGGAACGAGGUGCUGAGCAAAGCGGGACAGAACGCCUCCGUCGUCAGCGUGAAAAGUGACAAGAAGAGAAAACUAGAAACAGGACGAGGACCCAAGCAGCAGAAGAAAUUCAAGAAGACCAAAGAUCUAAAGCAGAAGAGGAAGAAAUGACUUCAAAGCCAAUCAAUGAACUUGAAUGAGCAAGUGCUGGGUCUGUGCUUAAGGAGUCCUGUCCUCCUCUAAAGCAAGAAGAGGAGGGAAGAGGAAUCCUCAGAGGCAUCUUUCAGGUGUUUGUAUUGUGGGAAGAGCAGGCUCCAAGUGUUUGUGUGAAGAUUUUUCCAUGCAGGGUGACUGCAGAGUGAGGAGCUGGAAUGCCCUGGGAGGGCAGAUGAGUCUGUAAACUUCCUGCACCUUAAUAAUGCUUCUGUGGUUUAUUAAACAAGAGCUUGGACAGCCAA